Messenger RNA from Pangasianodon hypophthalmus (striped catfish), 7958 nucleotides. RefSeq names its product zinc finger protein 532 (gene znf532). Lineage: Eukaryota; Metazoa; Chordata; Actinopteri; Siluriformes; Pangasiidae. The record is from RefSeq and is a predicted model, not a curated record. Bases 1361 to 5446 code for a protein of 1361 amino acids. The transcript is spliced from 10 exons.
GCCGUCGCAGCUCCCCAGUCACCAUGAUGAUGGGCCUUUGUUCUUUUUUUUAUUCCUCUGAAGGUACACAAGAUCCCGUUUUCUAAUCCUUUCGUUCUUUUUUUGUUUAUUUCCAACCUCUCCUCUCGCCCCCCAGCUCUCUGGCUUCCGCAGCUGGUUGCGUUUGCAAGCCAGUACUGUCUCUUCUGACACACACACACACCACACACACACACACACACACACACACACGUAGACAAAAGGCCAGAGCUGCCUGUCGAACACUGCCCCCUUUUUCCUUUGCAUCUGCGAAGACACAGGGUGACCCACAGGACAGGAGGAAGAGAAGAAAUAAAAAACAAAAUAAUAAAACACAUACAUACACACUGAAUAUACUGAACACACACACACAGAAACAGAAUGGGGCCUGGAUGGAUCGAGAUGCAGCGUUUGCAUGGAUUUUGGAAUCAUGGAAGAUUCCCAGUAGACGAGGGAGCAAAGAGAUUUAGGGAAACACACAGGGAGAGAAAGAGAGAGAGAGAGACACAGAGAGAGAGAGAGACAGUGCACGAUGCUCGUCGUUUCUGGCUUCUUUUCGGCUUCCAUUUCCAUCUUAACGCCAUCCAUCCAUCCAUAUAAACCCAUUCCCGAGCCUGGCGCGUGCAUGUUCACUGUCCACGAGCGUUCACGUCUGUUUUUCAGGCCUAGUCCUUUCUUCAGAGGAGCACUCGAGGUCUCGGGCCAUGAAAACUUCAUCCAUGUUUAACGUAGAUGACGUCAGGAAUGACUUUGAGAUGCAUUUGCUUGUAUUUCAGCAUUUAUUUUCAGUAAUUGUGUGUAAUCCUAUCUACAGGUCACACCAGGAUCAUCGACACUCGAUGUUUCAUGACAUCACGGUUUCUGGCAAUAAAAAAAAUCUGACCUAACAUGACUAUCUUGACAGGAAUGUUCCAGUUCUGACGGAAAUGUGUGUGUGUGUGUGUGUGUGUGAGUGUGUGUGAGUGUGUGUGAGUGUGUGUGUGUCCUGCGAGGCUGCACUGCAGCACACACAUUAUGUGAGGGGACCGGAACCGGUUGAAACCGGUUUGAGGCAGAUGAGGAACAAUGCAGUCACUGUGCUACAGGGCAGAUAGCAAGGCUUUAAAAAAGAAAAUAGGGAGCAAAAGAAGCCUGAGUGCAUGUUACCAGGGUCAUGUCAGGGUUUCAUACCGUACUCCUUCUCAUCGCAGGUUCCUGCAUGUUCGAGACAGGGCCGGAUAGCACGAGCAGCCAUGAUGGAGGAGGGAAAAGUCACACGUUAGCAGCUUUUUUUUGGGUCACGAUAUCACAAUCAGUGUGGCUGCCCGGGCCGAGCUGCUGUUUGUCAGGCGUAAUGUGACCCAUGAGUGCUGCGAGGGAAAGUGGGAUUUUUUCAGUGGAGAGAGAGCGAGAAAGGAAGGAAGGAAGGAAGAAAGGAGGGAAGGAGGGAGGGAGGUAUUUGGUGGUGGCAGAGGGUGAGAGAGUGGUGUGUUUGAGGGGGAGGAAGGAAGGAAAGAAGGAUGAAAGGAGGUUGUUUUGCAGUAAAAAUGGUCGGAAGCGAGGGGUUUUAGCUCAUUUUCAUAAGACCAUGGGCGACAUGAAAACCCCGGACUUUGAUGAUCUACUUGCGGCCUUUGACAUUCCUGAUAUGGUCGACCCCAAGGCCGCUAUCGAAUCCGGCCAUGAUGACCACGAGGGACAGCUCAAACAAAACGUCCACCAUGAUGAGGACUCCCACGUUCCCUCGAUGCAAGAUGUCGGAGUGAGCGUCAUUGUCAAGAAUGUUCGAAACAUUGACGCCAACGAUCACUCACUUUCAGACAAAGAUAUCCAUUCCUCAGUUGGAAACGGAAUGCACAACGGGUUCAUGGCCAUGUCGCCUAACAACCGGUUUAGCAAAGAUGGUGACAAGCUUCAAAAAGGUGGAAAUCAUGGAACAGAAGUGACUGGCUCCAGGUAUAACCAGUUCAGUCCCAUUUCCAGUGCCGAUGAGUUUGAUGAUGAUGACAAGAUUGAAGUAGAUGACCCUUUGGACAGGCAAAACAAUUUACCUUGUUUCAGACCAAAUCCUCUUACAGGACUUAGCUCUAAGCGAGAGGAGCUUUCUUCUAACCUUUCAGGCAAUGGUCCAUCUAAGAUGGGAACUAAUGGCAAUUAUAGCCAUUCGAAAACUGAAAACACUAAUACCAAUGGUACUUUAGGAAACCCAAAUGCCUAUGAUCCUCCAAAACUGAGAAAAACAGAGGACCAUCUCAAAGAGGUACUCAAUGGCCAAGACGGAAAAGAAGCACGGGAGCCAGUUGUUGGGUUGAGUAUUACCAACCUGUCUCAAGCCAAGGCUAAAUCAUCUGCCAAGCUCUCAUCCUGCAUUGCUGCUAUUGCUGCUCUUAGUGCAAAAAAGGCCAGCACAGACUUGACAGCUGCUGAACCCACUGUUAAUAAACAGGACUCUCCAAAAGAGGCUAAGGAGAGUCCAAAGGCAACAGAAAAGAUCCCAGAGCAAGAGUCAGCCCUGGAGCUUGCCAAGAAAAUGCUUUCUAAACAGCCCGAGAGUCCUUGUAGUGUUUCCAGCGAGAACAGCAGCAAAGGGUCUCCAUCAUCCCCUGCGGGAUCCACCCCUGUCAUUCCUAAAGUGCGCAUUAAAACCAUCAAGACAUCUUCAGGCCAGAUCAAGAGGACUGUCACCAGGGUGCUGCCAGAGUUUGACCCUGAAGGUCUGAAGAAGGGUAUCGACUCCGGAUCCAUUGUGGUAUCUUCCUUCUUGUCUUCCCCCACAUCAAACUCUGUUUUGUCAUCUCCUACCCGAACAGCACUCCCUACCACUGUGGUAGCGACUUCUGGAGGUUCAACCAUUGAAGUCACGAAGCAAAUGACCAUCAAGCCUGUUGCUACUGCCUUCCUACCGGUGUCUGCAGUAAAAACUGCCGGUUCCCAGGUAAUCAACUUAAAAUUGGCCAACAAUACAACAGUAAAAGCCACAGUCAUACCUGCUGCGUCUGUUCAAAGUGCCAGCAGUGCCAUCCUCAAAGCUGCCAAUGCUAUUCAGCAGCAAACAGUUGUGGUACCUGCUUCCAGCCUCGCCAACACCAAACUUGUGCCAAAGACUGUCCAUCUUACCAACUUGAACCUCCUGCCCCAAGCUGCAUCAGCCUCCGAGCUCCACCAGGUUCUGUCUAAACCCCAGCAACCCAUCAAACAAGCCAUGAUAGCCAGCCAACCUCCUAAGAAAGUGUCCCGUGUGCAAGUGCUGGCCAGUUCACAGAGUUCAGUUGUUGAGGCCUUCAACAAGGUCUUGAGCAGCAUCAACCCUGUGCCGGUGUAUGUUCCCAAUCUUUGCCCUCCUUCCUCAGCGUGUAUUUCGUUACCAUCCCGUGGCUAUAAAUGCCUCGAGUGCGGUGACUCCUUUGCUCUUGAGAAAAGUCUAACUCAACAUUAUGACAGAAGAAGUGUUCGUAUUGAAGUCACGUGCAACCACUGCUCCAAGAACUUGGUCUUUUACAACAAGUGCAGUCUCCUAUCCCAUGCCAGAGGACACAAAGACAAAGGGGUGGUCAUGCAGUGUUCCCACCUUAUCUUAAAGCCCAUACCAGCUGAUCAGAUGAUCUUGGCCCCGUCGGUGACCUCUAGCGCCCCCAUUUCAACUACAGUUCACGGUUCUUCUGCAGGAAAUCAGGGGAAAAGUGAAACAACAGUGAUCUCAGCACCUUCUUCAGCUCCUGUAGUGGCUGCCAUGCCCCUGGAUGAAGAUGCUUCUCGAGUGUGUCGAUCGAAUCUCAAGUGCUUGGAGUGUAAUGAGGUGUUUCAAGAAGAGUCGUCUCUGGCCAUGCACUAUCAACAGGCUGCUGAGUCGAGUGGACAAAAAACCUGCACCAUCUGCCAAAUGCUGCUGCCAAACCAGUGCAGCUUCGCCUCUCAUCAGCGAAUCCAUCAGCACAAGUCUCCGUACAUCUGCCCAGAGUGCGGCGCCAUCUGUCGCUCCGUCCAUUUCCAAUCCCAUGUCACCAAGAACUGCCUGCACUACACGCGCCGAGUGGGCUACCGAUGUGUCCACUGUAGCGUGAUCUUUGCUGAUGUUGCUGCUCUCAAGUCACAUACCCAGGGCUCCCACUGUGAGAUCUUCUACAAAUGCCCUAUCUGCCCCAUGGCCUUCAAAUCUGCUCCGGGCACUCACUCCCACGCCUACACUCAGCACCCGGGUGUGAAGAUCGGAGAGCCUAAGUUGAUCUACAAAUGCUCCAUGUGUGAUACAGUCUUCACCCAGCAGAUUCUGCUCUACACACACUUUGACCAGCACCUUUCCAGUCAGAAAGUGUCUGUCUUCAAAUGUCCGGACUGCUCCAUGCACUACGCCCAAAAGCAGCUCAUGCUGGAUCAUAUUAAGUCAACACACGGGACGCUGAAGACCAUCGACGGUCCCCCGAACCUCGGCAUUAAUCUACCGCUCAGCAGCAAGCCGAUCAACUCCCUGACCCCGAACUCCAACAGCAAAGACUUGGGUCCUGUAAACAGCCUGGACAAAGGGGACAAGAAGCCCCUGUCUCCUGUGAAGAAACCCGGUAACGGGACUGACAUUCACAAAAAGCCCGUCUCGUCAUCCGUGUCGUCCUCGUGUCCUGGCUGGACGUGUAAGGAGUGUGAUCGUCUCUUCACACAGAGAGAAGUCUUCAUCGCUCAUAUGAAGAGAGAGCAUGGGAAGCAACUGAAGAAACAUCCGUGUCGUCAGUGCGACAAGUCGUUUAGUUCCUCACACAGUCUCUGCAGACACAAUCGGAUCAAACAUAAAGGCGUUCGGAAAGUUUACUCCUGUCCUCACUGUCCGGACUCCAAACGCACUUUCACCAAGAGGCUGCUGUUGGAGAAACACAUCCAGCUGAUGCACGGCAUUAAGGAAGCGGAGAGAAAGUCAGUGGUGGAGUCCAGCAGCACGGAGGAGUCCACUGUUAAAGAGCAGGUACGCAGUCCCAAACGAAAGCUCAACUCUGACGGUGAGGACGCCGAAGAAGAGGAAGAGGAAGAAGACGAGGAAGAGCGACGUGAGGGGAUUCCCAGCCACGAGCGCACGGGCUCCUCGUGCCCUCAGCCCAUGAAGAAGCUGAAGGUGAGCGUGUUAAAGACUCACAGAUGCGCCGUGUGCAGCUUCUCCACCACCGAGCUGCCGCUUUUCCAGAAGCAUCUCCCGUCGCACAAGACAGACGGCUCGUCACACCAGUGCUCCGAGUGCGGCCUGUGCUACACGUCGCGCCACUCGCUCGCGCGACACCUCUUCAUCGUGCACAAGAUGAAGGAGCCUCCAAGCGCCGAGCAGCAGGAGAACGCUCCGAACGUGCCGGACACGCAGUGCAGGGUGUGCGGCAAGACGUUCGACACGGAGCCGGCUUUAAACACACACAUGCGCACGCACGGCAUGGCCUUCAUCAAAUCCAAGAGACUGAGCGCAGCUGAGAAGUGAGAGUUUUACAGAAAUCUGAUAUCUGUCUCAAACACGAAUAAAGAACCACGUUUGAGACGGAACCGACCUUCAUAAUCAGAGAGACUCAGAUACGCAACUAGAAAAACGUGGAAAAACAGGAAAAGUGCCGGGCUCUUAUGGAAAUGUGAAAACGGGAGACGUGCAGAAAAACACGCCUUAAACACAUACACGCACACGUGGGAAAAUACGUUGUUGUUUUUCCUAGAAAUGUGAAAACGUGGACAGAAGGUGGACCAUGGAGACGUUAUACGUCUCGCUCCUGCAUCUCUGUACGCCUCACGUAUAUACGACUUAUAUAUAAAUACACAUAUAUAUGAGAAAUGUAUAAAUAUAAAUAAGCACACUUGUGUGUUUGAGGAUAUGUAAUAUAUUGAAAGUGGAAUUAUGUGUAUUUAAAUAUCUAUGAAAAACGCAUUUUGUACACUUUAUGAUAGAUGUUUGUAUGGAUGUCCAAUAGAUCUUUUAUACGGCAGAAGUUUUAUUUUCUAUUAGACCCGUCUCGUCCUUAUGUUCUCGAGCGAGCCAAAUGUGUGGAAACCUAGUCGUCUUCACCAGGUUCCAAACUUGUUCACUCGGCUUAAGCUGGAAUUCAUUUCGAGCUCCUUUAUUAAGCUGUUCAUUCAGAUUUGAAAGAAGUUUUAGAUAGAAUUUUACCGCAAACGUAUUCAAUAAGCAAAGACAUGUUUGGUAUCUGCAAACCUCAUCACACUCACCUCACAAACACCAUCUGCACAUUUCAGAAAAUAUCAGUCUGUUUUAUCAUCUGAAUCACUUCUGACCUACAAUUCAGCCUUCAGAAUUUAGGCCACGCCCCCUGCCCGUGUCGGACGCUGGUGCGGACUGAUGCCAAGCUAGAGUCGGUGACUUGAGUCUAAAGGUUACGUCAAUAUUUAUGCAGGAAAAUUUCUCAAAAUCGUAAUGUGUGUGUGGGAUGUAGGUGAUUUUAUCACACUUUUAAUUUGCUAUUUUUAUUUUUCAGAUUAAUAAAACGAUGCCUCCGUUUGUGUUAACGGAAAAUGUAUUCACAGUUUGAAGGAUAAGCUGACCAAGCACUCAUCUGAUAUGCUUAUAGAGAAGCUUUAAGUUCAUUCAUAAUUUUAUUCUUUUAAAUUAGUGCUUGGUCUCUAAUUAAGAUGCAUUUCCUCCAACUCUCCUUCGAUAUUUCUCUAUUAAAUAUUGGCUUCAAAUGGCAUUCCAUAUUGUUUUUGAGUGUAUUUACAGCCAAAACGUAAAUUUCAGAGUGUGGUUACUUCGAACUGUCAGACAAUGGCGCUGGCUAUCGAGCUGAUAUCACACAAGAAAAAUGUGUGUAAGUACAAGGUCGGAAUGAGGUGUAACUGAGACAUACCUGUGUUUUAGGCGAAGUCCGCUCUGUUUGUAACUCUUGCGUAUUUGCGUAAAGUUACCUCUGAGGUGUGAAUACUGCUGUGUAUUUCAGUAUUAAAUCCUCACUGUGCGCUUAACUCAGCUCUGAAUACUCUGAAUGCAGCCUUUUAGUAAAAACUAAAGAAGCAGCCUUCAGACACCAAACAUGUCUCCUCAGAUUGACUGCAUUUGUUUUUUCUUUUUUUUUUUUUUUUUUUUGGACUAAACUGUUUACUUUAUUUCAUCAUUCUUAUUUGCUUCCAUGACUUUUUAGAUUUUUUUAUGAUUGGAACACUACAGAUAACAGAUAUUUUAGCACUUUCAGCCACUGCCAGAGGACCAUAUCAAACCCAUGUGUCUUAGCAUCCGUCUUUUCUGAGAGCUCGUUUCUGAGUUAGAUUUCAUAUCACAGCUUUUUUCUGUGUUCAUAUCAAGCAGCACCAUGCUGGGUUUUUUUGCCUUUUAUUUCCUUUAGUCUUAAUUUUCAUUGUUUCAUCAGGAACUGUUGAAAUACAGACGCAGGGCAAAAUACUGCAUUUAUGGUAUGUUUUAGUACUUAUGUAACCCCCAGAAAUCAGGUAAUUCUGUUCUGCCCUGCUAAUCUGGCUCAUUUCCAGUUCCCCAAAAUAAUUCUGUAGGAAAAUAUUUGCCAAAUUUCCUUUUCUGCUAAUUCACAGGCAUUUAAUUUAGCUCCGCUGCUCCGAUGACUCGGCUGGUGAUCCUAAUUUGCUUGCUUUCAAUGGAAGAAUGUGUCUAUAAACAUGAAACUGGAAUGUUUUCAAAGCAGUUAGCCGUUAGCUAAGACGUUUUUCAUCAUUUUCAACUGGUGAGACGUGAGAUAUUGUAUAAGCAAAUAAUAACAAUAAAAAAAUCUUUAUUACAGUGCUAUGUUUGUUCAGAAUUUCCACACAGGACACAGGUUGGAUGUAUUUAUGUGGUUUUUUUUUACUUUUUUGGAUAAAUGAACAUUUGUGAGAACGCGUUUGUUUGUGCAUGAGAGAAGCUGUUUUACGAUGGUCGUUUCUUAGGCUGUCUUGCUGCUGUUCAGUAGACUUGUCCGAUGUUUGUGUAAAAAAACCCACAAAAAUAGUUACUGUCAAUAAACAAUACAGAAAACAAACCUGAA